Vigna radiata var. radiata (mung bean) is the source of this 1369-nucleotide messenger RNA. RefSeq names its product protein G1-like5. Gene Ontology annotation, biological process: mRNA transcription; response to light stimulus. The record is from RefSeq and is a predicted model, not a curated record. The transcript has a single exon. Bases 555 to 1073 code for a protein of 172 amino acids. NCBI's taxonomy places the organism in Eukaryota, Viridiplantae, Streptophyta, Magnoliopsida, Fabales, Fabaceae. Gene Ontology annotation, cellular component: nucleus.
AAAAGAAUGCAAAGAUGUGUCUAUAGAGCUAUGGUCAGCAUCAUCACUAUCUCUCAGUGCCAAACUUUGUCCUGUUUUGGGGCACAGUGCCCUCUUCUUCAUUUAACUCUUCUUUUCUCUUCUCUCUCACUUUCUCCUUUUCUGCAAACACAAAUCUCUCCUUUUUCUUCCAUUUCCAUUUCACCAUACAAUUCCAUCUUCUUCUUCUUCUUCUUCUUCUUCUUCUUCUUCUCAUCUUCUUCUUCUUCCCCUCUUCAUCUUCCAUUUCACACUACAACAAGUUAAUAAAACACAGUGAAAAACAUGCACCCUUUUAGCUUCUAUCUCACUAAGCUUCUCUGACCAAUACCAAUAAUUUUUCUACUACACAAUACAAAACCCUAGCUACUCCUCCUAAGAACAUCUUCAUUUCUAGAUACACACACAUAUAUAUAUGUUUGUAUAGCAGCUGGGUUCGUGGUGGAUCCUUCUACUUCAACCUACCGCUACAAAGUCAACCUCACUAUCCACAAGAUCCGACUCAAAUCCAAAUCUCCAAGCAUCAGAUCUUUGCAAUGGAAACCGUGCCAUCCCCAAUAACAAGCAGCACCAACAGUGGUGGUGGUGGCGGCGGCGGCAGCGGCAGUACUACUCCGAGUAGGUACGAGAACCAGAAGCGGCGAGACUGGAACACGUUCAGCCAGUAUCUGCGGAACCACCGGCCGCCGCUGACGGUGGCGAUGUGCAGUGGGGCGCACGUGCUGGAAUUCCUGCACUACCUGGACCAAUUCGGGAAGACGAAAGUGCACAACCCGACGUGCCCGUUCUUCGGGCUGCCUAACCCUCCGGCGCCGUGCCCCUGCCCGCUCCGCCAGGCCUGGGGCAGCCUGGACGCCCUGAUCGGGCGGCUCCGCGCCGCCUACGAGGAGAACGGCGGGAGAGGCGAAAGCAACCCGUUCGGCGCCCGCGCCGUGAGGCUGUACUUGCAUGAUGUUCGUGAGUUUCAGGCGAAGGCGAGAGGAGUGAGCUACGAGAAGAAGAGAAAGAGGCCAAAGUCCUCGAACAUCUCUAAGGCAACUGCCACUGCUACUUAGUUUCUUCACAUUCAAACCAAUUAUAUAAUCCCAUGCCCUCACAUGCAUAUCGUUUAUCUUUUUCUCCAUUUCUUCUUCCUCUCUCUCUUUCUUUCUCCAUUUCACCAUUUCGUUGUGUUUAUUUUUGGCAACUUUAAGGUUCUAUUUAUAUACGCCUUUGCUUACAAAGGUGUUCAUUCGUGAGAUGUUUUUCUUAGUUGUCUGGCUUCCUGUGUUCGACUAAAUAGAAUCUAUACCAAACUAGGAUACAUGUUUAUGCCUAUUUUUAGUGCUCAAAUUAAUGGACAUUUUCGGGA